AUGACGACCGUUCAGAAGAUCAAGGAAAUCGAAGAUGAGAUGAACAGGACCCAGAAGAACAAGGCUACGGCCAAGCACUUGGGUCUGCUCAAGGCCAAGCUCGCCAAGCUCAAGCGCGAUCUCAUCUCCCCGGCCAAGGGUGCCGGCGGUGCCGUCGUGGGCGAGGGCUUCGACGUCACCAAGACUGGUGACUCCCGUAUCGGCCUCGUCGGUUUCCCGUCGGUGGGCAAGUCGACCCUGCUGACCAAGCUCACCGAGACCGAGUCUCUCAUCGCCGCCUACGAGUUCACCACCCUCACGUGUAUUCCCGGCGUCAUCUACUACAAGGGCGCCAAGCUUCAGCUUCUCGAUUUGCCCGGUAUUAUCGAGGGAGCCAAGGACGGCAAGGGUCGAGGUAAGCAGGUCAUCGGUGUGGCCCGCACCUGCAACCUGAUCAUCAUCACCCUCGACUCGCUCAAGCCCCUCGGCCACAAGCUCAUCAUCGAGAACGAGUUGGAGGGCUUCGGCAUUCGAUUGAACAAGAGCCCACCGAACCUCACCUUCAAGCGCAAGGAGAGGGGCGGCGUCAACCUCACCUCCACCUGCCCUCUGACCAAUCUCGACGCGGACAUCUGCAAGGCGGUGCUGAGCGAGUACAGGAUCCACAACGCCGACGUGAGCCUGCGGUACGACGCCACGGUGGACGACCUCAUCGACGUGAUCGAGGGCAACCGCGUCUACAUUCCGUGCCUCUACGCGCUCAACAAGAUCGAUCAGCUCACGCUCGAGGAGCUCGACGUCAUCGACAAGAUCCCCCACUACGUGCCCAUCUCGGCCCACCUCGAGUGGAACCUCGACGGCCUCCUCGAGAAGACCUGGGAGUACCUCGACCUCACCAGAAUUUACACCAAGCCCCGUGGUCAGAUCCCCGAUUACACCGCGCCCGUCAUUCUUCGCGGCAGCGCUCGUACCGUGGAGGACUUCUGUAACAGGAUCCACAAGGGCCUUCUCAACCAGUUCAAAUAUGCGCUCGUGUGGGGUAGCAGUGUGAAGCACAACCCGCAGAGAGUGGGCAAGGAGCACGUCCUCAACGACGAAGACGUCAUCCAGAUCGUCAAGAGGAUCUAA
This is a messenger RNA of Acanthamoeba castellanii str. Neff, 1107 nucleotides long. Its product is annotated as small GTPbinding protein. Gene Ontology annotation, cellular component: cytoplasm. Lineage: Eukaryota; Discosea; Longamoebia; Acanthamoebidae. The transcript has 8 exons. The coding region runs from base 1 to 1107 and encodes 368 amino acids. The record is from RefSeq and is a predicted model, not a curated record. Gene Ontology annotation, biological process: cytoplasmic translation. Gene Ontology annotation, molecular function: GTP binding; GTPase activity.